Messenger RNA from Dimorphilus gyrociliatus, 1645 nucleotides. Lineage: Eukaryota; Metazoa; Annelida; Polychaeta; Dinophilidae. The record is from the annotation of a GenBank genome assembly.
GUGACUGUUUUACUUGCAAAUGGCGGCAUCUGUACUCCUUCGUGGACUUUGUAACCUUCGCGUCUUAUCAGUUAAGAAAACGCCACUAACUUAUCAGUUCAGCAGAGCCAUGUCUGGGAUGCUAGUUGAAGAUCCAAAAUACUCUUGGUUGCAAGAGUUAGAUUUGUCAUCGACAAAUAAGGGAGUAUUUGACGGUAAAUGGUAUGGAAACGGCGAGACCAUUACCUCGUAUUGUCCAGCUAAUGGCAAACCCAUUGCCAAAGUUAUUCAAGGGUCUGAAAAUGAUUACGAACAAGUGAUGAAGGCCGCUCGUGAAGCAUGGAAUGUUUGGGCUGAAGUUCCAGGUCCACAAAGAGGAGAAAUUGUCCGACAAAUUGGUGAAGCUCUUAGAGAAAAAAUAACAGUAUUGGGAAAAUUGUUAAGUUUGGAAAUGGGUAAAAUUUUACCGGAGGGCGUCGGAGAAGUGCAAGAAUAUAUUGAUGUUUGUGAUUAUGCUGUAGGCCUAAGCAGAAUGUUCUCUGGCAAAGUGAUCCCAUCAGAAAGACCAGGUCAUGCUCUCCUUGAACAAUGGAAUCCUCUGGGUGCUGUAGGUGUAAUUACAGCAUUUAAUUUUCCUAUUGCUGUAUGUGGUUGGAAUUCUGCUAUUGCUUGGGUAACUGGAAAUGUCUGUAUAUGGAAGGGAGCCCCAAGUACACCUUUGGUUUCUGUCGCUCUGACAAAAAUUGUUCAAAAAGUUCUUGAAGCGAAUAAUCUACCAGGCGCUAUCGCCUCUUCUAUUUGCGGCGGAGCCGAAAUUGGACAACGAAUGGCAAAGGAUGAACGAAUUAAUCUCCUAAGCUUUACUGGAAGUUGCGCUGUUGGCAACAAAGUCGCAUUAACAGUUCAAGAAAGAUUUGGAAAAUAUUUGUUGGAAUUAGGAGGCAACAAUGCCAUCGUUGUUAACAAAGAUGCUGAUAUUGACAUGGUUGUAAGAUCUGCAUUAUUUGCCUGCGUAGGUACAGCUGGUCAACGGUGUACUACAACAAGGAGGUUGAUCCUUCAUGAAGAUGUUUUCGACGAAGUCGUUGAAAGACUAAAGAAGGCAUAUUCUCAGGUGCCAAUGGGUGAUCCAUUAGAUGAUGGAGUUCUCUACGGUCCCCUUCAUAACAAACAAGCCGUUGCUUUGUAUGAAAAAGCUGUGGCUGAUGCUAAAGCUCAAGGAGGCACAAUAGUCUGCGGUGGAAAACGUAUAGAGAGGGAAGGUCACUUUGUUGAACCAACAAUUGUUACUGGCUUAAAGCACGAUGCUGAAAUAGUACAUAGAGAAACUUUUGCUCCUAUUGUCUACGUCUUGAAGUGUAAAAGCGUGGAUGAAGGAAUUGCUUGGAAUAAUGAGGUCAAACAAGGGCUGUCCAGUAGUUUAUUUACUAAAGAUCUUGGUGAAAUUUUCAAAUGGAUGGGACCCAAAGGCUCUGAUUGCGGUAUCGUCAACGUAAACAUACCUACGAGUGGAGCAGAAAUUGGCGGUGCUUUUGGUGGAGAAAAACAUACUGGUGGUGGAAGAGAAAGUGGCAGUGAUUCUUGGAAACAAUACAUGAGACGUUCCACUUGCACUAUCAACUAUUCGAAGGAUCUUCCGCUAGCCCAAGGCAUCAAAUUCGAAUAA